CCUCUCAAAAAACCUACAAGACACGGCAGCAUUCUGAGCAGAGAGUCUCCAGCUGACAAGAAACAGAAGGUUGAACGCUGCAGUAGUACACACGACUUUGAUCCGACAGAUAGCUCCUCCAAGAAGACAAAGUCUAGUUCAGAGGAGAGUAGAUCCGAGACGUAUGGUCUUGUUCAACGGUGUGUUGUUAUCCAACGGGAUGAGAACGGAUUUGGGCUGACAGUCAGCGGAGACAAUCCAGUCUUCGUGCAGUCUGUCAAAGAAGAUGGAGCAGCCAUGCGGGCUGGAGUGCAAACAGGUGAUAGAAUUAUCAAGGUGAAUGGCACUCUUGUAACACAUUCAAACCAUUUGGAGGUGGUAAAGCUGAUCAAGUCGGGUUCCUAUGUAGCUCUCACUGUUCAGGGGCGCCCACCGGGGUCGCCCCAGAUUCCAUUAGCUGAUUCCGAAGUGGAUCUGGCAGCAUUUGGGCAUAUGUCUCCCAUCAUGACAUCUCCCCAUUCACCUGGCACAUCAGGAAAUGCAGAAAGGAUUACUAGCCCAGUGCUUGUAGGGGAGGAGAAUAAUAUUGUCCACAACCAGAAGGUGGAGAUUCUGAGAAAGAUGCUACAGAAAGAGCAGGAGCGGCUGCAGUCUCUGCAAGAAGAGUAUAGCCGAUCACCCACCACACGACUGCUCAAAGAGAUACAGGAAACGAAGAAGCACAUUCCUCAGCUGCAAGAACAGUUGUCCAAAGCCACAGGCUGUACUCAGGAUGGAGUCUUGUCCUCCAGAUCUGUGACGGAAUCACUGCAGAUCAGUGAAGUGGAUGCAGAGAGUGGGGACGGUGUGAGCAAACUGGAUUACGGUGGUGACAGCCCCUCCCGACCGAACAGUGACAUUGCUGAUAGUCCUCGCAGUGGCUUGAAGGAGCAGAUUUAUCCAGAUGAGAGCCCAGAAAAGACUGAGGUUCAAGAUACUGAUUCCCAGUCCAGUGUUGGAAGUCCUUUAUCCCGACUGGGGACUCAGAUCAUUGGAGCAGAAGAUGACGACUUUGACACUGAACAGGAGCAGAUUAAUGGACAAUGCAGCUGUUUCCAAAACAUUGAGCUCCUGAAGUCUCGCCCAGCUCACCUGGCUGUUCUUCUGCAUCAUGUGGUGUCCCAGUUUGACCCUGCAGCGUUGUUGUGCUACCUUUAUGCAGACUUGUACAAGCAGACCAACUCCAAAGAGACCCGACGUGUCUUCCUUGAGUUUUACCAGUUCUUCUUGGACCGAGCUGCAAAUCUAAAAGUUCCGGUUCCAGAUGAAAUCUCCUUAGAACUAGACAAAAGAAGACCAGAACUCCUUCCUGAAGAGCUUCAUCGCCAGUUUGUACAAACUAUGCAAGAUAAAGUCUGUCCAGAAGUUCAAAGGAAUCUGGAAGAUUUCAGGCAGAAACGUAGUAUGGGAUUGACGCUGGCAGAAGUAGAGCUAACCAAGCUGGAUGCGGAAAGAGUUCGUGACCGGAAUGCAGUGGAGAAGGAAAGAGCAUGUGCAGAACGGAUUAUUGCUAAAAUUGAGGAAGUCUUGAUGACAUCUCAGCCUUUGGAAGAAGACAAGAGUUCCACAAUGCAGUAUGUGAUUCUUACUUACAUGAAACACCUAGGAGUCAAAGUUAAAGAACCUCGGAACCUGGAGCAGAAGCGUGGCCGUAUUGGUUUCUUGCCAAAGAUCAAGCAAAGUAUCAAGAAAGAGAAAGAAGGAGAGGAAAAAGGAAAGAGAAGAGGCUUUCCUAAUAUUCUGGGUCCACCGAGGAGACCGAGUCGACAUGAUAGCAGUGCAAUUGGCAGAGCCAUGGAAAUGCAGAAGCCUCGCCAUCCAAAGCAUUUACCUACAGUAUCUUCUGUUAGCCCAGAACCACCAGAUUCUAGCAAGAUGCGCCAGAGUGGGUCCUCCAGUGACGGAACAGAUACACUGUACCCACCUGCCAACCCAAUGUCUCCUUUGGCAAUGGGUCCCUUUUCCUCUCCAGAGGGAAGCAAAGACAGUGAAGCGGGUUUGAAGCAGACUGGAGAAGCUCCACCUGCUAAUGACUGUGUGGAUGGCACACCUCGCACACCUAAUAAUACCUUUGAAUUCCCAUCUCCUUUGGAAAACCUGCGGGAGGAGGAGGGAGAAUCAGAGAGAAUGGUCGACAUAGGAACACCAAAGUCUUUUCGCAAGAUGGACAGCAUUGGUUUCGCAGAUGUACAAAGUGAAGAUGAGCUGUAUGAUUUUGAUAUGGACAUGGACCCUCCCAACUGGCAGCAACUUGUGAGCCGAGAAGUGUUGAUGGGGCUGAAACCCUAUGAAAUCAAGCGCCAAGAAGUGAUUAAUGAAUUGUUUUACACUGAGAGAGCUCAUGUCCGCACGCUGAAGGUUCUGCAUAAUGUCUUCUACCAGCGUGUCACCCGAGAAGGAAUCCUGAACUCCAACGACAAACGGAAAAUCUUUUCCAAUCUGGAGGAUAUCCUUGGGCUUCAUGUUGCAUUGAAUGAUCAGAUGAAAGCUGUCCGAAAAAGGAAUGAGACUUCCGUUAUUGGCCAAAUUGGGGAGGACUUGCUUUCCUGGUUUAGUGGACCAGCAGAGGAGAAGCUGAAACAUGCAACUGCCACUUUCUGCAGUAACCAGCCCUUUGCUCUAGAGGUCAUCAAGUCGCGGCAGAAGAAGGACUCUCGCUUCCAGACUUUCGUGCAGGAUGCUGAGAGUAAUCCACUGUGUCGCCGGUUGCAGCUGAAGGAUAUCAUUCCCACAGAGAUGCAGAGGUUGACUAAGUACCCCCUUCUGCUGGAUAACAUUGCUAAGUACACAGAACUGCCUGAAGAGAAAGAGAAAGUGAAGAAAGCAGCAGAUCAUUGUCGUCAGAUCCUUAACCACGUGAACCAGGCUGUCAAAGAAUCUGAGAACAAGCAGCAUUUGGAAGAUUAUCAGCGUCGUCUUGACCUGUCCUACUUGAAGCAGUCUGAGGAUCCCAUGAUGGAUGAGUUCAGGAACUUGGAUCUAACAAAGAGAAAAAUGCUUCAUGAAGGUCCUCUAACUUGGAAGGUGAAUCGUGACAAAACUCUCGAUCUCUAUACUCUGCUUCUGGAGGACAUCCUGGUGCUGUUGCAGAAACAAGAUGAUAAACUGGUACUGAAGUGUCACAGUAAAAUCUUGGCAUCGACAGCUGAUAGUAAACACACCUUCAGUCCUAUCAUAAAAUUGAACACCGUUCUGGUUCGUCAGGUGGCGACAGAUAACAAAGCUUUCUUCGUCAUCUCCAUGUCAGAAAACGGCGCUCAUAUUUAUGAACUGGUGGCACAGACUGUUUCAGAAAAGAAUGUAUGGCAGGACCUUAUAGCUCAGAUGGCAGGAACUGUAAAAAUGGGGAGUACCGGAAGAGUGAUUCCAUUACCACCAUCAGGACCUGGCGAAGAAGAGCGUGAAGAAGAGGAGCAGCAGAAGCUCAAAGAGCAGCAUGACAUUCCUGCCAGUGGUCUACCAAGUCCAGAUAAAGAUUCGGGCGUCAAAUCUCACUUAAUAGUAAAUGCUCAGUCUUCUUCACCUAUGAUGUCUGAAAAGUCCAAGGUAGAAAGUCUUCUUGUGUCAGAAAGACAAUUUGGUAAAGUGCAGCAGGCAGACGUGACACUUAAAGAUUCUUCUGCAUGCUUUGAAGACACAACCACCAGUUUACCUUCAUUAUCAGAAGGGCAGUGGGCAUUGGAUGCAUUAAGGAACUUGGGCUUGCUGAAGCAGUUGUUGGUACAACAGCUUGGUUUUUCUGAGAAGGGGACCCUGGAAGACCGGCAGCGCUUUCCUAGGUUUAGGACCGUUUCUCAAGAAGCACAAACGGAGAGUGGAAGUGAGCCUGGACUACAGCACUCUGACAAUAACAAAUGUCACCAGCCUGGAACAGACAGAACGCUUCUGAGAACCGGAGCUAGUGAGUCCACAGCUAGUUAUGGCCUUCGGACUUCAGCUGAAUCGCCAGCUUCAGGGGAUGCUCUGCAGCUGAUAGCGAGAGACCCCAGAUCAAGUAGUAACUUAGCAAGAGACAACAUGAGCAUGAAUCUGGAGAUCUCAAACGCAGAGCUGGAAGGGGUGGGUGCUGAUGAAAGCGGGGAGCAUUUUUUUGAUGCUCGAGAAGCUCACAGUGAUGAAAAUCCAUCUGAAAGUGAACUAAUGGAGAGGAAGGAGGAAGAGGAUGUGCAAAUACGGAUCUCAGGAAAUUAUUUGAUCCUUGAUGGAUAUGGAACAGUGCAGGAGAGCUCCACAGACGACGAGAUAUCGUCUCUAGUUCUCCAGUGCACUGCAGGUGGCCACACUUAUUUGGACUCUGCGCCGCAGCAGCCACUUUCUCUCCGGGACACGCAGUCAGAUGGAGGAGGCUCCCCGUUUGCUGAGGAGAUGUUGGCUUCACGCUGGGGCGGACUGGAAGAGUCCUGCUCAUUUGUAGCAAGCCCUCGCUUCUCUUCAGAGUCACGUUUGCAGAUGAUGCAGUAUAUUCAGAAGAUAGAAGAUGACCUUGAAAAGUUAAAGGAGGUUGAAGAAGACUACACCAUUCUCCGACGCCAAGGGCUGGCUGGAUCAGCCUCCACAGGAGAGCACUCAGACAAAAGCUAGUCAUGUAUUCAGGAGUGGCUGAAGAUUGGAUGAAGAGCAUCAGGACACAGCACCCGCUGUCUUACUUGUGGACUCUGAGACAAGAUGGUUUGGACUAUCAAACGUGAACCAUACUUUAGCAAAGUGGGCAUGGGGUGCUUUUCCUGUGGGGCAUCUGCACUAUCUUGUCAGUGAGGAAGUCUAUUCUAUUCUGCUCCUUUCCUUGCUUCCAGAAAUCCAUUUUUCAGAACAGAAAACCAAACCAAAUGUACAGAGCUUUGGGUGUAGGAUAUAAAAAUGUAUUUAGACAUUUAAAAAA
Molecule: messenger RNA, 4897 nt
Organism: Tauraco erythrolophus (red-crested turaco)
Lineage: Eukaryota; Metazoa; Chordata; Aves; Musophagiformes; Musophagidae
Source: RefSeq, a predicted model, not a curated record